Ogataea parapolymorpha DL-1 is the source of this 1398-nucleotide messenger RNA. RefSeq lists its product as uncharacterized. NCBI's taxonomy places the organism in Eukaryota, Fungi, Ascomycota, Pichiomycetes, Pichiales, Pichiaceae. Gene Ontology annotation, molecular function: glycosyltransferase activity. The record is from RefSeq and is a predicted model, not a curated record. The coding region runs from base 1 to 1398 and encodes 465 amino acids. The transcript has a single exon. Gene Ontology annotation, cellular component: cytoplasm.
AUGUCGGCCUACGCUCUUCUCCUGCUCGAAAACACAUAUCUCCCAGGAGUCCUUGCUGUCCGCAAGGCCCUCUCCGACACAAAGGCCCAAUUCCCGGUGAUUCUCCUUUACUCGGCCGAAAACGUCAACAAAGACACAAUUGCCUUGUUGACCGCCUCCAAGCUGUUUUCGGACCUCAUCAACAUUGACGACAAUAUCCUCGUGUCCAACUCCCCCCACACACUAGAAUCUGUCCUUAACCGGCCGGACCUGGCAUACACCCUUUCCAAAAUUAACCUAUGGCGACUGGUAGAGUACUCGAAACUCGUUUAUCUCGACGCAGACACUUUGCCCUUGCAAAACCUAGACCAUUUGUUUGCGCGCAAUUUUGACGCUUCGCAGGUUAUGGCGGCGCCCGACUGCGGCUGGCCCGACCUGUUCAAUUCCGGAUUUAUGGUGCUGCAACCGAACAUGACUGUAUUCCAGGAAUUGAUGGACCUGUAUGAGUCUACAGAGUCGUUUGACGGUGCCGAUCAGGGCCUGCUGAACCACUACUUCAACCCAGACCUGUACCACGGUGGCAUCUCGCGCUGGCUGCGGCUGCCGUUCAUUUACAACUGCACGCUGAACUCGCACUACGAGUACUUCCCGGCUCUGCAGCGCUACUUCCAGGACAUCAAGCUUUUUCAUUUCAUUGGCGCCAAGAAGCCGUGGGAUCCGACCUUUGCCAGCCAGUUGCGCAAGGACCCUUCACUGUUCAAGGUCGCAGACAACAAGAACGUUUACCAAAUUUGGCAUGAGGUCUAUGAAUCGAUCGAGGUAGACGGAAGUUCUCAGACUGAGGCUCUGAAAAUCACCGAAAAGUCAGAGCCAGACCGUGUUGAGGCUGUUGAGGCUGUCGAGGCUGUUGAGACUGCGGUGGAACCCCAGCCACAGCCACCUAUUGUUCACCACCAAUACUACUACAAGGAGCCAGAAUCGGAGCCAGAAAAGUACGAGGAGAACCGCGGUGAGGCCUGGAAGCUGAACGAGUCGCGGGGCCCAAACAAAUGGGAGGAUGCUAGCGAGUCCGAGGAGGAGGAUGACACUAGAGAGCUGGACACCAGAGAGCUGGUCCACUCGCUGUCGCAAUUGGACGUUGAAAGCCCGCAGGACGACUACGCAAGUACACACCCGAUCUUCCCGUGGGAGAAAUCUGCCGCCAGACAGAAGCCUACACGCUCGUUCAGUGCAAGAACGUCGCUGCCCUCGUCGCUGACAAAAAUCCCGUUCACUGCUGCCUUUGACGACGGCUCGGAGCUCGAAAACUACAUUGCCAGCAGAGACCAGGCCGACCGGCCGGAGACGUUGCAGGAGAUCAAACAGGACGAACAGCUGGACGAGCAGGAGUCUCAAGAGCUGGAAAAAUUAGCACCUUAA